AUGGCAGUCAUCGCAGUCGCGGGAGGCACGGGGAACGUAGGCCGAACUUUGGUCGAGGCAAUUGUGGCCACUGGCAAGCACGAAGUCAAGAUCCUCGCUAGAAAGGCAAACCCCGAGUUGGAGAAGGAACUCGGGGCUUCGAUUGUGGUGGUUGAUUACGCCGAUGUGGAAGCCACAACCAAAACUCUGGAGGAGCACAAUGUCCACACGGUCAUCUCAGCUAUCACCAUGAUACCGCCACCAGGAGAAACUCCCCUUGAGUUCGAGCUAAUCCGCGCCGCCGAUGCAUCAGCGUCGACCAAGAGAAUGAUCUCCAGCGGAUGGGGUGCCCCUCACACCGAGGAACAAAGCAGCCAGUUGGGUUCUGUUCCAAACAAACUUCGCGCUGCCGCCCUCUUGAAGGAGACGAAGGAUCUCGAGUACACCGUCGUCCACAACGGCUUCUUCCUUGACUACUGGGCGACACCUGCUGUCCCCUCCAACAUGAGUCCCUUUACUCUCUUUAUCGACAUUCCAGGCAACGCCGCAGCUAUCCCAGGAUCGGGAAACACACCCUCGGCUUUCACCCACACCAAAGAUGUGGGCAAAUUUGUAGCUGCUGCUCUGGAUCUGGACAAGUGGGAGCCUGACACUUUCAUUGUUGGUGAUAAGGUCACUUUAAAUGAAUUCGUCCAGCUGGCAGAGGCUGCCAAAGGCACCAAAUUCAACGUUGCGUAUGACAGCGUUGAGAAACUGAAGACUGGCCAGGCGACAGAACUCCCUGGCCAAAUACCUGCAUAUGCGUUCUUCCCCAAAGAGGCGUACCAGGGUAUGGCUGCUGUAUUUGGUCUCUGGUUUGAGAACGGGAUCUUCGAUAUUCCUCCUGCUGGAAAGAAGACUCUCAAUCAGAUUUUCCCUGACAUCAAGGCUUGGACUGUGAAGGAAAUCCUGGAUACUGCUUGGAAGGCUUGA
Molecule: messenger RNA, 951 nt
Organism: Colletotrichum phormii
Lineage: Eukaryota; Fungi; Ascomycota; Sordariomycetes; Glomerellales; Glomerellaceae
Exons: 4
Coding region: 1-951 (316 amino acids)
Source: RefSeq, a predicted model, not a curated record